This is a messenger RNA of Oncorhynchus mykiss (rainbow trout), 4846 nucleotides long. Its product is annotated as ventral anterior homeobox 1. Gene Ontology annotation, biological process: regulation of transcription by RNA polymerase II; central nervous system development; brain development. NCBI's taxonomy places the organism in Eukaryota, Metazoa, Chordata, Actinopteri, Salmoniformes, Salmonidae. Gene Ontology annotation, molecular function: DNA-binding transcription factor activity, RNA polymerase II-specific; RNA polymerase II cis-regulatory region sequence-specific DNA binding. The record is from RefSeq and is a predicted model, not a curated record. Gene Ontology annotation, cellular component: nucleus.
CAGCAGACUGCUUCUUAUAUGAAUGGUGGGGACACUACAUUAAUGACUAGGACCUGUGGGCAGCUCUUCCUGCUGUUGUUCGUCGUGCUGAGUGACGUGGGACGACACAGGAAACUUUAACACAGUUCCUGUUAAGCAGAGCCAGGUGGUUUUUGUGAAUCAGCUUUCGUGGAGAGUACAAAUUCCUAUCGGGGUGGAUUCACUUUAUUCUGUAUCCUCUGUCUCUCCGCCUCUGCUUUAUUCUCUCUAUCUCGGUCUCCCUCCCUCGCUCUCUCUCUAUCCUUCUCUUACUCCCACUCGCCUGUGAAAGUACUAUAUCGGCAAGAGCUCUAUGUUGCAGAGGGACGAUCAUUGGCAAAAGACACAAUAAAUGCGAUUAAAGUUAGCCAUCGUGGCCAGACAACCAACUCCGGAGAAACGUUGAAAAUGGCGGGCCAUGUUCCGGGGAUCAAAGAAUGAAGUGCCUGGGAACUUUUCUGGAAGUGUUGUACCCCUGUGAUUGUGUCUGUGUGCUCAGGGAGGCUAUUUUGCAAAGCGAGACCAAUCAUUUCUCUUGAUUCCCUGACUGAGAGCUGGCUGACAGAUGAGGACAGAGUGAGCGAACCCCUCUAUUAGGACCUGAUAUAUUUCCCAAACAAUUUAGUGUAUUCAUGAGGCAAUGCAAAUGUGGAAGCAGCAAAAUGACCGUAAUCAAUUGAAACAGCGAGCGUGUCGAUCCAUCGCUCUGAUUAUUUGGAGAUCAUCUAUCAGCCUGAUGUGUAUGUAACAAGGCGAGGUGGCAUUAAAUCGCUUUUAAGUUUCAGUGAUAAGUCCAUGAUCAUUGGGCAAGUGAGUUGGACAAUGAAAAUAGGGCACCUUGGCAGGUGAGGUAAGCGCUCCCCGAGCAUUAGGUAGGUGACUCUCUGGUCUAAAAGGUGCUGUGUUAAAACAAAGCCACAGUGUUGAGACAACACAACGCGCAAUACUCUCUGCAAUCCCUUUUUUCAUCUGACAAAGGAAAGAAAGUGGGGGAGGAAAGAAAUAUCGGAGAGGAUAAGUGAUUAUGGAGGUCAGAUACAACCAGGAGACAGAACCGGGGAUGGGGCUGAAGAACGGACUAAAGGAUGGGAAAGACAGCAAGGAUUCCCAGGGAAACCUUUCCAAAACCUUCCUAAAGAAUCAGCAGGAGUCCUUCUCACCAUCUGGGAUGGCGGAAAACUGUGAGAAGAACCGAGCUAGCACGGGGGACCCAGACUACUGCCGUAGAAUACUCGUCAGAGAUGCCAAAGGGUCUAUACGAGAAAUCAUUCUGCCAAAGGGACUGGAUUUGGACCGUCCCAAACGAACCCGGACCUCUUUCACUGCAGAGCAACUCUAUCGUCUGGAGAUGGAGUUCCAGAGGUGCCAGUAUGUGGUUGGGAGGGAACGAACAGAGCUGGCCCGCCAGCUAAAUCUAUCUGAAACUCAGGUUAAAGUUUGGUUCCAGAACCGACGCACAAAGCAGAAGAAGGACCAGGGCAAAGAUUCAGAGCUGCGCUCGGUGGUGUCGGAGACGGCAGCCACCUGCAGUGUAUUAAGACUCCUAGAGCAGGGCCGGCUCCUCACGCCGCCAGGUCUGCCGGGGCUCCUGCAGCACUGUGGCAACGGCACCUUGAGUGUCGCCCUGCGAGGGCCCUCCAUGGGCAUGGCCAGCAAUGGAAGCAGCAGCAGCAGCAGUGGUGCCAGCUCAGGGACGGCCGGGGGCAGUCCCCCUCUGCCCAUAGUGACCAGUUCAGGGACGGUAGCGGGCCUUCAGAGCUCCCCGUCAGCUCAUGGCCUGUUCAGCUUCCCCAUGCCCUCUCUGCUGGGAAGCGUGGCCACCCGCAUGUCCUCCAACCCGCUUUCUAUGGCCGGGAACCUACAGGAACUGUCUGCCCGCUAUCUGAGCUCUUCUGCUUUUGAACCUUACUCACGGACAAAUGGCAAGGAGAGUAUGGACAAAAACGUUUUCGAAUGAUGUUUUUGAUUCGUUUCAUUGCUCUCCUUGCUUUUUAUCACCUUGGUUUUGUUUGUUUCGCCCUCUUCUGUCCUGUUUGUGUUGUGGUUGUCGUUCAUGUGAAUCCAAUUGAGCAUCUGAUGCCUCUCGGAGGGAGGAAAACAAAGACAUACAUUUCAUUCUUACAAGAACAGGGUGAUUGUUUUUAAGCUUUUGCACUAAAUUAAAGUUUCAACUCCAUGUUGUGAAUUUCAAUACAAGUACUCAGAGAAACAAAUAUCCAUGAGAUUGCAUAGGGGCAGCAUUGCAUUUUUUUUGCAACAUUUUCUCACAUUUAUUUUGCCGCAAUAGCAAUCACAAAAAGAGCAACAAAAAUGAGUCUGUUUAUGUUUUGGUAACACAUCACACAUGUUUAGCUGCUGCAGGUAAUUGGCACAUUACACACAAAGCUUUUCAGUGAUUGGCCAUGGGUGUAACAUGAUGGUACCUUUUUGAUUUUGUGUUUUAUUAUUUGAUUGUUUUGGUUAGACAGUGUUUCGAAGUAGAGAGUUAUCAAGCAUUACAGCUUGCGGAGUUCAGGUGACAGACUGUCAGUUCAGGAUGGCAUGGUGAACUUGGAGUUCGGCCCUUGUCAAACAUGACAUUUCAGUUUACGGAAAUAUCACAGGUCUCUUUUUCUAUUUGCAGAUACUCAUGAGGAACACAGGCAUUUAACAUACAAAUGCAUUUACAUAUGCAGAUGUUUUGCAAUAUGAAACUACAAUAACAGUAUUUUAUACCAGUUUGUAUUUGUUUUUAUGUUUGGGCCAAAACAAACUAAAGAAAAAUGUUGUCAUACAGUAUGAUAGUUCAAUUGUUCUGUGCUAGUUGUUUUAUAAAUGGGUUUGUGAGGGUUUUCCCAAUAUGAUUUUAAACACAGUCUACAUUUGUAACUUUUAUGUCUUAAAGCUGCAGUAUUCCACUUUUUCGUCUGUGAUUUUAAGAAUACUGGAGUGGUAGUCCAGAUUUCCAUGUAAGAGUUGGAGAAAAGCUUGGACGUGUGGGGUUGGGCAAAGGGAGGACGGAGGAAAGGGUUCUGGAAAAGCUUUUGAACUACAGUAAGCAGCUUGCAUAGUUGGAUAUAGAGAAUUGAACUUGAUGCUACACGAUUGAAAACAGUGCAGAAGGUUUUGCAAUCUUUUAAGACCUUUUCCCGUGUGAAAUGUUUUAAGAUCAGUCACCAUGGCGGGAGGUUUAGUAGGAAAGGAGCAUGAGGUGAGUGAAAUUACUGUAGUACAAAAGAAAGACAAAUGAGAAUUGUACCUAAAAUUGUUAUUUUAUUGUAAAUUAUUAAUGUCCGUAAUUAAUAGAUGAUUAGUAUGUAUAUCUGAAAAAUAAUGAAUGAAUGAAUGAAUGAAUGAAUGUAAGGGAGGAGGUGAUAAAUCAAUCAAAGCUCUUUGGUGCUGUUGUUGUGAAAUAACUUGAACUUCGUGACAUGUGUGGUAAGAGUGUGGAUACAUAUUAUAUACAGUAUAUAUGCCUACCAAAAAAGCCACGUGUGUUUUUUUGUUUGUUCAUACAUUCAUCAUGAUGAUAAUCCAGUUAUGAUUAAAAAAAAGGCCAUGUUGUACCUUCAUUGACAAUGGGUUCGAAUAGCAGUUUACUUAAAAAAAAAAAAAUAUUCAAAUGAAGUGUUAUGCCCUAUGGAGAGGACCUUUGUCUGUAUUAUUCUAGGUAGCAACUGAAAGGUUGCAAGAUCGAAUCCCCGAGCUGACAAGGUCAAAAAUCUGUCGUUCUGCCCCUGAACAAGGCAGUUAACCCACUGUUCCUAGGCCGUCAUUGAAAAUAAGAAUUUGUUCUUAACUGACUUGCCCAGUUAAAUAAAAGUACAAAAAAAUUUAAAAAAUAAUAACCAGGGUCGUGUUAAAUAGUAGCAUGCGUGUUUGAGGGGAGUGUUUUUGUUUGCUAUCUUACUCUAACCCUAACAGAAACCCUAACCAUAACCUCUAGCUCAUGGGAAAAUGUACACACAUUCAAAAAUGUGAUUGAGGCAGCGAAGGAGGCUAGGGAAGUGAUAUUGAAAAUAUGGUUUGACUCAACUCUGUAAAGUUUCGGUACUAGAUGGGCUUCGUUGAAAAAUGACAAUUGUUAAUUAAGAGAGCUACUGUAUAGAACUGUCAAAAUGGACACUGGAAAAACUUUGUCCGGAAGCCAAGCUAUGCAGCGAAAAUGACAUUUGCAAUGUCUGUACAUAAGAACCCUUGGAGGCCUUUUCAAUAGUAGUGUUUUCUAUGGAAUAGGAAAAAAUCCCACUCUGGCCUAUGAAAAGAAUUGAGCUAAACCAUUCAAAGCAACAAAAAAAAUGUCACACAAGGAGGGGAAUUGUCUCUUGAAAAAGCAGUUGCAGUGGUCAAAACCAUGGAAGUCUGGGCACAAAAAAAAUGGGGAUGAAUGUGAUGAUCGCAACAAUAAAGGUCAUAAAGGGUGUCCAAACAAAUAAGCACACAGCCCACCAUGUGGAUUAAUGGCAUAAUGCUCCUGGAAUGGCUACCACUCUACCCUACUAUAUGUAGUGUACGACUGUGUGUCGUACAGCUUAAUGUUUGAGUCAAUGGAAAUAACAUAAAAAUAUGAUUGUAUUAGAAAUUCAAUAUAAGAAAUGUAUUAGUGUUAGCCAAGUUCAUUAAGUUGCACUUGUAUCAAACUGGUGUCAAACUGUCAUAUAUUCAAAAAUUCUAUGGGCCUCUUUUGUCAAAUCAACAAUUUAAAUAUGGACCAGUACAAAGAGCAUGGAUACAAAUGACAUGGAAUUUCUACCAGUGAUUCAUAAAUGAAGAAGAAAUAAUCCAAUAUGGCGGAAGUUCUGGUUCCACUUUGGACAUUUACACGGAACAAAAAUGUAAACGCAACAUG